Molecule: messenger RNA, 2086 nt
Organism: Pan troglodytes (chimpanzee)
Lineage: Eukaryota; Metazoa; Chordata; Mammalia; Primates; Hominidae
Gene: TBCC
Product: tubulin folding cofactor C
Exons: 1
Coding region: 420-1553 (377 amino acids)
Biological process (GO): post-chaperonin tubulin folding pathway; tubulin complex assembly
Cellular component (GO): cytoplasm
Molecular function (GO): tubulin binding
Source: RefSeq, a predicted model, not a curated record
GGGCCGGGCGGUGCAAUAUUCCCCCCCCCUCCAUCUUUCUCACCACUACCUGUCCCCCCAACCCACCACACGCACUCAUCCCUCCCACCCACACCCCUAGUAGCGGAUCUCCGGCCUGUAAGGGGGUAGUAGGGAGGAGCUGGGGGGAGGGGGAGGCCUGCGAGUUUCUAACCUUGUUCUUAUAAACAAACCCACAUGUGCAGCUGCCGCUGCUGCAACUCACCCCACAAUCCCGGAUAUAAGUCCUGCCCCUUUAAGAGGAAAAAAAAGAUUCCCCCGCCUGCCUCCCACCCCACCCAUCCACAAGAACCUUUGUCUUCCCACCCCCAUAGUCAGUCGGCCCCGCCCCAUCUCCCCGCCCCCUCCGACGCAGAGGAACCAAUAGGCGAAGAAAAUAAGGCCGGGGGUCUGACAUCAUCAUGUUAGGCCAAUCACCGGACGCGUUGGUGGGAGGCCUCACGGACAGCGCGCCCGGAGGAAGGAAGACAAGAGAGAGGAAGCUUGAAGCCAAUAUGGAGUCCGUCAGUUGCUCCGCUGCUGCUGUCAGGACCGGAGACAUGGAGUCCCAGCGGGACCUGAGCCUGGUGCCUGAGCGGCUUCAGAGACGCGAACAAGAACGGCAGCUGGAAGUUGAAAGGCGGAAACAAAAGCGGCAGAACCAGGAGGUAGAGAAGGAGAACAGACACUUUUUCGCCGCCACCUUUGCUCGGGAGCGAGCGGCCGUGGAAGAGCUUCUGGAGCGCGCGGAGUCGGUCGAGCGACUGGAGGAGGCGGCCUCUCGGCUCCAGGGGCUGCAGAAACUAAUCAACGACUCAGUUUUUUUCCUAGCCGCUUACGACCUGCGGCAGGGACAAGAGGCGCUGGCGCGGCUGCAGGCGGCCUUGGCCGAGCGGCGCCGGGAGCUGCAGCCCAAGAAGCGUUUCGCUUUCAAGACCCGGGGAAAGGAUGCUGCUUCGUCUACCAAAGUAGACGCGGCUCCUGGCAUCCCCCCGGCAGUUGAAAGCAUACAGGACUCCCCGCUGCCCAAGAAGGCGGAAGGAGACCUCGGCUCCAGCUGGGUCUGCGGUUUCUCCAACCUGGAGUCCCAAGUCUUGGAGAAGAGAGCCAGCGAGUUGCACCAGCGCGACGUUCUUUUGACCGAACUGAGCAACUGCACGGUCAGACUGUAUGGAAAUCCCAACACCCUGCGGCUAACCAAGGCCCACAGCUGCAAGCUGCUCUGCGGUCCGGUGUCUACCUCUGUUUUCCUGGAAGACUGCAGUGACUGCGUGCUGGCAGUGGCCUGCCAACAGCUCCGCAUACACAGUACGAAAGACACCCGCAUCUUCCUGCAGGUGACCAGCAGGGCCAUCGUGGAGGACUGCAGUGGGAUCCAGUUCGCCCCUUACACCUGGAGCUACCCGGAGAUCGACAAGGACUUCGAGAGCUCUGGUUUAGAUAGGAGCAAAAAUAACUGGAACGAUGUUGACGAUUUUAACUGGCUGGCCCGGGAUAUGGCCUCCCCAAACUGGAGUAUUCUUCCUGAAGAGGAGCGAAAUAUCCAGUGGGACUAAGCAGUUGUCACUCUGUUCUUCACUCCUACCAAAUACUUUCCACGUUGGACUUUCCCCCUUAUUGGGUCUCGAAGUUUACUUAUUGUCACACUGUGUGUUUUCAGCAUUUUAAGGCUAGAGAUUGUAAUGGGCUCCUACUUGUAAUUUCCAUUAAAUUCGUAACAGGUAUAACACUAAAGCAUUUUUGCUAUUUUCGUCAUGCCUUUGAGACUGAGUCUUACUCCAUCCCCCAGCGUGGUGGCGCGCUGGGAUUACAGGCGCGCGCCACCACGCGAACUUGUAUUUUCAGUAGAGACGGGGUUUCGCCAUGUUGUCCGGGCUGCUCUCGAACUCCUGACCUCAGGUGAUCCACCCGCUUCAGCUUCCCAAAGUGCUGGCAUUACAGGCGUGAGCCACCACGCCAGGGCUUUAUUUAUUUAUUUUUACCACAAUAGUUUGAAGCAGUAAGGGGGAAGGAGGGUGAUUAUAUUGUUUUGUAAUAGUUUGUGAUACUUGAAACAUCACGGUGCAUAAUAAAGUAGGUCUGCAAUAAA